Messenger RNA from Dryobates pubescens (Downy woodpecker), 1199 nucleotides. It is a transcript of the gene KCTD6, whose product is annotated as potassium channel tetramerization domain containing 6. Bases 485 to 1198 code for a protein of 237 amino acids. Gene Ontology annotation, biological process: protein homooligomerization. The transcript is spliced from 3 exons. NCBI's taxonomy places the organism in Eukaryota, Metazoa, Chordata, Aves, Piciformes, Picidae. The record is from RefSeq and is a predicted model, not a curated record. Gene Ontology annotation, molecular function: protein binding.
CGAACCGUGCGCCCGCCCUGCUUUGGCGGGCAGGCGCAUGGCCCGGGCUCGCACGCCUGUCCCGCAGCCACGGCUUCGCCUUUUGGGGCUGCCUAGGCCGGGCCCCUCCGAACCCCCUUCGUGAUUCCGCAGCUGGGUGUCGGGCUGUGGGGCCGAGGCGGGCACUAAGCGCAGCCACCCGGCUGGCGGCUCUGAGGGGAACGGGGGCGGCGCUGAUGCGCCCCCAGAGCCGUUCCCAGCGCUGACCGGCGGGGGUGUGACCGGGGAGGCGUGGCCUGGUUAGGGCACACCCUCGCUCCGCCUUCUCCCGCGCCAGCGGCUCAACUUCGGGCUCGUAUUCAGUCGUCCGUGCUGCUGCUGCUGCCGCCGGCGAGCUCUGCCUCAGCACCGGGAGCUGCGCCCGGGAAUAAUAGGAGGUGAAUCUUGUAUCCUUUCAGCAGCCUUCUGUUCAACUUGGAGCACCACAGUUCAAGCAAUUGAACAGAUGGAUAAUGGAGACUGGGGAUAUAUGAUGACUGAUCCAGUCACACUAAAUGUGGGUGGACACAUGUAUACGACAUCCCUCACGACUCUAACGAGGUAUCCUGACUCAAUGCUUGGGGCCAUGUUCAGGGGAGACUUCCCCACCGCCAGGGACUCUCAGGGCAAUUACUUUAUUGACAGAGAUGGACCACUUUUCCGUUAUGUUCUUAACUUUUUAAGGACCUCAGAGCUCACUUUGCCACUGGACUUCAAGGAGUUUGACCUACUUCGCAAGGAAGCAGACUUCUAUCAGAUCGAACCGCUAAUUCAGUGUCUUAAUGACCCCAAACCCCUGUAUCCUGUGGAUACCUUUGAAGAGGUGGUGGAGCUGUCCAGCACACGGAAGCUUUCCAAGUACUCCAACCCAGUGGCGGUUAUCAUCACGCAGCUCACUAUCACGACUAAAGUCCAUUCGUUGCUGGAAGGCAUUUCAAACCACUUCACAAAGUGGAAUAAGCACAUGAUGGACACCAGGGACUGCCAGGUUUCCUUCACGUUUGGGCCGUGCGAUUACCACCAGGAAGUGUCCCUCAGAGUGCACCUGAUGGAGUACAUCACAAAGCAAGGCUUCACGAUCAGGAAUACCAGAGUCCAUCACAUGAGCGAGCGUGCCAACGAGAACACAGUGGAGCACAACUGGACUUUCUGUAGACUGGCACGGAAAACAGAUGACUGAC